Spirodela intermedia is the source of this 2519-nucleotide messenger RNA. NCBI's taxonomy places the organism in Eukaryota, Viridiplantae, Streptophyta, Magnoliopsida, Alismatales, Araceae. The record is from the annotation of a GenBank genome assembly.
AUGGAGACGAGGAAGAACCACUCGGUGUCGGUGACUUCCUCGUCGACGGCGUCGUCGACGGCGACGGGUGCGCCGGCGAUGAGGGAGUUGAGUUCCCGGAGAACCCUCUUCCGGUGCUCCUGCUCGGCGGCCCCGCCGUUGCUGGCGGCGGGCAGCUUCCUCUUCUCCUCCUCGCCGCCGCUACCCUUGUAGUAGCCGUCACCCCAGGCGAGGACGGAGCUUCCGUCGUCAUCGGAGGACUGCCAGAAGAUGGCGUAGGUCCAGCUCUCCCUCGCCCCUUCGAUCAAGGUCUGCAACCGGUGCUGAAGCGUCUCCUGGUUGAAGCUCGCGGCGGCGGCGGAGGAGGGAACCGGCUGCACCGCCGCAGAGGAGGAGGAGGCCCCCCACAGAUCGGAGGAGGCCAUGAAGGCCUCCAUCAUCGAGCCGUUGUCGUCGCUCCACAGGUUCAUUGGGCCACGCAGCAGCUACGGCGGCGCCACCACCCGAUUCAGCAGCGGCGAGAAGGAGGGGAAGAGGAUGGAGGUCGGGGAGGGGCGGGGCGAAGAAAGGAAGGGGUGAGGGAUUAUUUAAUGUGGCUUAAAUUUGGGGAAAAUUUGGGAGUCAUUUGGGGCUCAUUUCGGACAAGGCAAGCCCCCGUAUAAGUCUGAAGGGCCAAAGGCCGCCGCCGCAGCCGCCAAUCGGAGAUGGGCGACACCAGCGUGCGCACGUCACUCCGUCCUGUCUGAAUUAACACGAGGUAGAUUUUUUGACUGUGGGGCCCGAAAGCUAUUUCCCCACGUUUUAGAUCUGGGAGACAUACAGCGACCCUCCUUAUCCUGCCUUUUCCACAUGUUUCGUCUCAGUCCGCACUACCUUUAUCUUUAGACACGUGGUCGUCCUAGAUACUCUUUGACUCCUCCCCUCUCUCUCUCUCGUUACUCCGUUGUGGCCCACCCCAUAGCACCAUAGCAGCAGACGUUGCCUGUCGCCGGUACACUCUCCCCCUCUCUCCCUCUCUCCCUCCCUACUCCGUUGUGGCCCACCCAUACUGUAGCAGACUUUGCCUGUCGCCGGUACACUCUCUCUCUCCCCCCCUGUCUCUCUCUCGCUCUCUCUCUCUCUCGCUCUCUCUCUAUCCUCGAUGUACUAAUAAUAAUUUCCUAACAAUGCUUAUUAACCCGGGUAAUAAUAAAUUAUUAAAAAAUAAAUCCCCGUCUUCUCCUUUGUAUAUAGUGGGCCGAAAGGAGGGAGAGAGAUAGGUCCAUCUGGGCCAGGUUACCUCACCCUAUUAAAUGGGCCGACUGGUCAGAUUGGCCCACCUUAUCCACAAGAAGAAGUCUGAUGGGAGGGUGGGGUUUUUCUUUCCACCGCUCCUCAUCCGAGUUGGGAGCUCGGAGGAAUGGCGUUGCCGGCGACGACCACGGCGGCGCUUCUAUCGUCCCAUGCCUCGACGGCGGCGGUGCCGCUGGCGGGGAGUUUCAGGCUCUGCGUCUCCGGUUAUGCUCGUCCUCUGUGUAGGGAUUUCUACUCCAUCGGUUAUUCGCAGAUCUCUUGUUGGCUGUCUCUGCGCUGCGGCGGCCGGAGGAGGAGGUUGUCGGAGCAGCUGUGCUUGGCGGUGGAGGGAAGCGAGGUCGCCUUGGAGGAGGUGGAGGAGGAGGAAUCGGUGGAGGCGACGGCGGCGGUGGACGGAGGGGGGGAAGCUGAGGCGGAGGAGGGAGAGGAGGAUGAUAAGCGGCGGAAGCUGUACGUGGUCAACUUGCCGUGGAACUUCACCGCACCAGAGAUGAGAGACCUUUUUGGCCAGUGCGGCACCGUCAAGGACGUCGAGGUUGCUCUCUCUCUCGCUGUGUUUGUUUGUCAUCGUAUCGACGAGAUCUAUUCAUCUUCCACAUCGUCGUUUCUUCUGCUGGCAAUUUCAGAUCAUCAAGCAGAAGGGAGGAAAGGGUAGAGGUUUUGCGUUCAUCACCAUGAACUCGGCGGAGGAGGCCCGGGCUGUCAUCGAGAAAUUCGACUCCUAUGUAAGCUUUCUCUUUCCCAAAUUUCAACACGAGAUCAAUCAAUGCUUCUGAAUGUGGCUUCCCUCAGAUGCAUGGAAUAAACCUUCAUUUUUCCAGAAAUAUUGACUGAAUUUACCUCUAUUUGAUCCAACAUUGAUCAACGAAAUGAUGAAUUAUGUGCUUUUUUUUCUUGAUUUAUGAUAAAUAAUGUUGUUUUAGUGGCCCAUGUUACUGAAGGAUAAGCUCGGGAGAAUGUAAUCUUGAAAGGAUCCAAAACUGAAGAAGUAGAACAUCAAUCACUUGGAGAUUAUAGAAACUGUUCACCCAAAUAAAUUCUUAGAAAAGGGGCGGUUCAUUUUCCUCAAUUAUCUAAAUUCAUCUUGCAAUCUUUUCACUUUUUCUAUCUAUAUAGACGGCCCAGAAUAUGUUUUAGGAUUAUUUUUUGCAUAAAAAUGUGUUACAUGGGGAUCCUGACGGAGAAAACAUGAGUUCAGACUGUCCCGUCAAUUUAAAAAUAGAAAAGAACACCUCUCCAAUCCCUGA